This is a messenger RNA of Dioscorea cayenensis subsp. rotundata (Guinea yam), 627 nucleotides long. RefSeq lists its product as uncharacterized. The transcript is spliced from 2 exons. The record is from RefSeq and is a predicted model, not a curated record. Gene Ontology annotation, biological process: root development; shoot system development. Lineage: Eukaryota; Viridiplantae; Streptophyta; Magnoliopsida; Dioscoreales; Dioscoreaceae. Bases 1 to 627 code for a protein of 208 amino acids.
AUGGCAGGCCAAGGUUUCCAUGCUAGAUCAAACAGCUUGCCAGCAAGAUCCCACCCCAUGAUAGCCACAGCAGAGGAAGAGCUGAACAAGCUAAAAGCUUGUGCCAUGGUGUCACCAAAGAUGAUCUGCAAAUCAUUGAGCAGUCUUGGUGUCUUCUAUGACUGCAUUGAAGGCCUUCUUCACUUGCCUGGCAACCAACAGGUCCUCUCUCAUUCACAGGAGAAGAAGUGGGUGGAAGAGGAGUUGGAUGCUUCUCUAAGGUUGGUAGAGCUCUGUGACAUCAUAAGAGACACCUUAACUGUGACCAAAGAACAUGCACAAGAACUUGAGAUUGUUCUAAGAAGGAAAAGAAAUAUGAAUACUGGAAACAAACCGCAGCUCGUCCACAUUCAGUCAGCUAAGAAGACAGACAAGAGUAUCAAGAGUUGUCUAAAAGCAUUGAAGAAAAUUGAUGGGAACGACUCUGAUAGAUCAACAGUAUGCAAGAUGCUUAAUGAAGCUAGAGAAGUCACCAUUUAUCUCUUACAAUCAGUUGCAUCUUCUUUAUCUCCAAGCUCAGCACAGAAGACUAGCAAGUGGUCUGUUGUCUCAAAGGCAUUGCACAAAAAGAAGAUAUUGAUGGUUUGA